Messenger RNA from Caenorhabditis briggsae, 1476 nucleotides. It is a transcript of the gene Cbr-ntl-2, whose product is annotated as Protein CBR-NTL-2. The coding region runs from base 1 to 1476 and encodes 491 amino acids. The record is from RefSeq and is a predicted model, not a curated record. The transcript is spliced from 7 exons. Gene Ontology annotation, cellular component: P-body; CCR4-NOT core complex. Gene Ontology annotation, biological process: nuclear-transcribed mRNA poly(A) tail shortening; regulation of DNA-templated transcription; regulation of stem cell population maintenance. Lineage: Eukaryota; Metazoa; Nematoda; Chromadorea; Rhabditida; Rhabditidae.
AUGGCUCAAAAAGCUUUCUGGACUUCGGCAAAGCGAGUCCACAAAUCCCAAACUUUCAAAAAUUCUCAAUGGAGCGAAUUUGCUAAAUUUCGUUUUUUUGCAGUCGGUGGAGUAGCUACCGAACGACGUUUGCCAUCACAACAAACGCAACACCAACAAUUCCAUCAUCACCAUCAGCCGCCGUUCUAUCAACAGCACCAGCAUUCCAAUUUUCUCUCCAACGCAACAAUUAUUGACGAGAGCCAGUUUCCAUCGCUGGGCGCGAAAGGAACGUCUUCACUCGGUGGCGGAUUCUCACCGAUUCCAACAACGAGCGGAGGUGUUUUGAACGUCGCCCAGUCGUCGCCGUCCCGUCAGGACUACCGAACCAACUAUGCUAACCUGAUGAGAUCGGACCCCACUCUAACAAAUUCCGAGUUCCAAAUACAGAACGAGGAUUUUCCUGCGCUUCCCGGCGUCGGCGGUGCUGGUCAAUCACAACGACCAAUGCUCGGAGAUCAACUCGCCAACAUGCUUCCCGACGAUCAUCGAGUCGACUUCGCUGGCCCACUGGGCGAUUGUGAUCCCUCGAGGAUUGGCGGAAUUCCACGUGGCAGUCAAGAAGGCCCCCUUCAUGGCAUCGUAACGCAUCCCGAUGGCGAAGUGACGAACAUUCCCGCCUCAAUGCUCGACGAUCAGUUUGGAAUGGCCGGGCUGGUGACGUACCUUCGAACAGUCGACAAUCCAUCGAUAGUCUCGCUGGCGUUAGGUUAUGAUCUGACGACGCUGGGACUGAGUUUGAAUACGCAAGACCGAAAACUGCACAGAAGCUUUGGCGGACCAUGGGCGGAUUCGCCGAUUCGAGCGCACGAGCUGGACGUAAAAGUGCCCGACGAGUAUUUGACGCACAAUCACAUCAGAGACAAACUGCCGCCGUUGAGACUGAACAAAGUGUCCGAAGACGUGUUAUUCUAUCUUUUCUAUAAUUGUCCGAACGAGAUUUAUCAGGUUGCUGCUGCGUGUGAAUUAUACCACCGCGAAUGGCGAUUUCACAAGAGCGAACAAGUCUGGCUGACGCGUAGCCAAUACGGCGGCGUUCGAGAACAAACGGGCACCUACGAGAAGGGACACUACAACGUUUUCGAUCAAAUGCAGUGGCGAAAAAUUCCGAAAGAGCUGAAAUUGGAGUACAAAGAGUUGGAGGAGAAGCCGAAGCUGCCGCAAGCCGUAGCCGGAAACGGACAGCAGCAACAACCGCCACACUUUAAAUACUACUUCCAAGGACCACAAUUCCCAUCGGGACCCGAGACGGGUCUAAUGCUUCAAAUGCACAAUUUGGGACUCAGCAGUCAGGGACAGAUUCCAUCGCCAACGCCAGCAAUGAAUGGAGUUAUGGGAGGUGUUCCGGGUGGGAAUGGAGGCGCGCCGGGACCCGGACCAAUGCAAAUGCAACAAGGACCGCCUGGAGGAGCAGCAGCGAGAGCAACGCCUAAUUAG